This is a messenger RNA of Pelobates cultripes (western spadefoot toad), 23462 nucleotides long. NCBI's taxonomy places the organism in Eukaryota, Metazoa, Chordata, Amphibia, Anura, Pelobatidae. The record is from the annotation of a GenBank genome assembly.
ACUUCACUUCCGGUUCACGCUGCCAGAACCCGGAAGCGACGUUGGAGUUUGUCCUCCCAGAACCGAGAAGAUUGACUAUCUGGGGGGAAAUGGUCCCCUGGGCGUGAGAUCAUCCUCAGGUACCGGGUGGAUAACAGGGUAUGUUGGAUUAGUGAAUCCUUUAUAACACCUCACUCACUGCUGGCUCUUAAUACUCUGGAUCAUAUAGCUUCCAUGACAUCCCACAAUAUAUUGAAUUAUUAUUAUUAUAAUUAUUAUUAAUGUUUAUAUGGCACCAGCAUGGUAUCAGUCCUUUACAGGGAAGCAGUGGGACUAUGUAUCAAAUCAUUGAAAGACAAUAAUAAUAUUGAAGUGGUGAAGAAUUAAAGUAUUUCCAGAGCCUCCUUUAUAUGUUACAGAGGAGGUUCACUGUGGAAAUAGAUUGUAUAAGAUUAUUGUUAUAAUAUAUAUAUAUAUAUUAUAUUAUUAUUAUUAUUAUUAUUAUGCCAUUAGUUUGGAUAGUGUCUGUCUGUCCUCGGGGUCAAGUAAAUGUCUUACUUUAUUGUAAAUCUCAUUGCCCUCACACAUCUGGCUGAGUGUGAUAGGUAUUAGGAUCCUAUUACAGUUUGUUGACAUUUUUAGAAUAUUGACCAUGUACGCUUGAUUCCCGGCUUUGAUCAAUAUUUCUUGCAUUCUAAAUCUGGUAUUUUGUUUGCAGCUAAUCGAUGGCUUAGCUCCAUGACAGAUGCACAUCUGUGCAAACAAGUUUUUGCGAAAGCUUCCCCUGUGGAAAUAUUAAAGCUAAUAAGGAAACUGGACAAGUGAGCCCCCGUGUAAACAACAAUUUCGUAUAAAAUUAUAUUUUACAGGUAAUUAUACAUAUUUAAGUAGUUUUUACUGUACAGAUAGACUGCAAAAUGUUUUGGGGGAAAAUGAAUGAUUAAUAAGACAAUACAGAUUUGUUAUGUAAGUUGCCCUUAUGGAAAUGACUAUUGAAAAGGAGCAUAUGUUUUGAUGUAUACGAUGUAAAUUGCCCCUAAAGACAAAGGACUAUUGUAAAGGAGCAGAUGUUUAGAGGUAUACUAGGUCACCUUAUAAGAAUGGGUUAGAUGGUGGGGAAACUGGAAAAUUUACAUUUUGAAAAAUGAUGAAUUACAUUCUGUGAUUAAAUUUGCUAAAUCUUGCUCACUUGGUUUAAUGUCAGUUAGCUGAUGUUUAGAAAGCACUCCCACAUAGUGCCAAGACGUUUCUUUGCAAGGUUGCACUGUUGGUCAGGGAGUGUGCCACAUAUGUCCUAAAUACCAAUUAUACACUAGAACACCCCUUAUUUCCAACCAUCAAUGUAAUCCUAUAUUUUCAUAAUGACCCUGCUGAGCAGUCUCUCAAAGUUAGCGCUUUCUGGAUAUAUCAAACACAGAGAAAGGAGAUUUUGAAAGGUAGGUAGUCUACAAAAUGUUCUGUCCUCCAAUAUUUUCCAUAAUUGAAGGACCACUGAAAUUUACCCAGGCCACUUCAUCUCAAUGAUGUGGUCUGGGUGCGGUGGCUCUUUAGUUUUAACCCUGCAGUCCAAAACAUUGCUAUUUAGUAUAAAAGCAAUGUUUAUAAAAAAUAAAGUUAUCAUUGCAGGGUUAACACAGCUCUAGUGGCUUUCUUCUUGACAGACACUUCCCCUGUAAGAACAGAGUCAGUCUGGGUUCUCAAUCAAGUGUUGCUCAUGAGCACAUUUGAUUGGUGUAGCGUGACAAUUUGCUAUGCAUGUGCACUAGACUACAGGUUUGGCUGAGAUCAUCAAUCUUGACUUACAGUGAUAUUUCCAGAAAAAUUUUAUUAAUUCAUUUUUGGGACAUUCUCAGAGCUAUUUUGAAUGUGUGUCAUAAAAAUUUUAGUGUCUCCCUUUCCCCUCCAAAAUGAGUAUCUCAUAAAACAUCUUUGUCUUUGUAUUUUUCCUAUUUGCAAUAUAGAUAUAUAUAUAUAUAUAUAUAUAUAAUUUUACCAACGCUGACAUGCCAAUUAAUCAGGCUAUAUUGCUCAGGUAGAGAGUUGCUUCUGGGUCUAAAAUGGUUUGACUACUUACAUCGGGAUGGGAACCUAUAUCAAACAUUACAAUUGUUUAGUUCGUCAACAUGUAUAUCAGGAUAUGUUUUAAAAGACAAUCCUUUUUCAAGAACUCACAGGGCGUCAGACUUUGGGAUGAUGACCAAAAGCCAGAAUCAGAAAAAUAAACAGAUCUUGAAUCUCACCCUGAAGAUUAUCUACUUGCUAACUGGAGAGGUGAGGACCUUCUGAGAAUUUCUUCAUGACAUUGUUUUUAUUCCAAUAAAACAGUAUUUUGUCUGACAUGUUUAAAGGGACACUAUAUUCCCCAGAAAAACUACAGCUUAAUGUAGUUGUUCUGCUGUCUACUGCCUGUCCCUGCAGGCCUUUUAAUGUAAACACUGCCUUUAAAAAGAAAAUGCAGUGUUUACAUUACUGCCUAGUAACACCUCUAGUGGCCGUCGCUCAGUAAACAGUAGUGUGUCGCGAGUCAUAGCGUGUGUAUAGAAGGUUGUGUAGGCUCAUCCACUGACUGUGUGAGGAAAGUGUAUCUAGCGUUACAUAAGUGUGAUUAAUUCCGAUUAGGCGAACAUUUCACUAUACUACCUGCCCUAGCGAAGAUUAUUAAGUAGCUUGAAACCACAGUAGGAGAGGGCUUCAGUCAGGCAAGAGUGAAAACAUGAAAAUAAAAGUGUUUGUGAAAUAGGCAUAACGUAACACAAAAUAAGGCAUAUCUUCCUCUUCAAUAUUAUAUUUAGUCCUUUUCGGUUCUUCUUGGACCCAGGGUGCGGUUUAACGUGCCAGCCCCUUAAUACGGAGAGUGAGCAAUCAUCUGAUACCCCUGCGAGGAUUAUUGCUGUGGUUUGGGUUUAGUCCCGAUGGGGGGCUAGUGCAGCAUCAUGGAAGUGAGGCACCACUUUGGCCCCGGAACUGUGUGUUAGCUGGUACCCUGUUGCCACGAGCCUGGGAGCCAUUGAGGUCCAGGAUCUUCCCUGUCGGUGUGGUGCGGUAUGCUGGGUCUUGCAGUCUGUUGCUGUCGGUCAUUUCUUUUGCCUUGUGGUCCUGCACCUGUGUGGCCAGGACCUGUGGGUUGCAGCCCUUGUUGCUCUCAGCCUGGGUGGGCGUCUUGUGUGGGUGGCUGCAGUGGGGGGUAUUCGUGUGCCCUGAGGUGGUUUUCCCGUCCUCCUCUCUGUGCGCAUGUGGACCUGUUCCAUCAGAAUAAGGGUAGUCAGCGUUGGUCCAGUAUAGGUCAGCAGAUUGGCCCAGAAUCUGUCAAAAAUAAUGUCAAUAGAGUCUCUUACUGUGUUGCUGGGGUCUGGCAAAUCCUGCUGUAGCAUGUGCGUGUCGAUGGACUCUGGGUCUGAUGUGACCGCCAUUUUGGAGACCUCUGUGCCUGUGUUUUUCAUGAGGCCUAUCCUCUGCAAGGUAUGUGGUGAGGGGUGCUCCUUCUGGCAGGGACCGGGAUAUCCCCCACUGGUCUAUAGGAGGUGGGGGGGAUGUGUCGCUUGUUUGCUUGUGGCUUGUAGCAGUAAGGAGAAAGCGUCCGUCCUUCCCCUCCGCUGUCUCCUUUAGGCCUCUACUUGCAGCUGCUGUUCCUGGUCGUUCCGGGCGUCGAUUUUGGUAUCUACGGGUACCUACAGGCUUCCCCCAGCACUGCAGCCCGAGUAAUCGUCGACACAUAGAAUUAAAAGUUGAGUUGUGAUACAGGGGUUACAGCGACAUGAGUGCAGAUAAGACAGGUUUAAUAGAACAUAGACACCAUUCUUGCAGAGAGGGUCAUAAAUAUCUUAUGCGAAGAUCACAGAGUGAGGGGGGGAGAGAGAGAAAAGAAAAGUGGAUGGUGCUAGAAAGAGGAGUAUUAAUAUAAAAAAUGCAUGAAUUCCCAUCCAAGAGUUACAGGAUAUGCAUGAAGACCUAUAUCCAGCAUACACAGACUCAUGUACAUAUACACAAGUAGUGCAUAUGUACAAGAAUACACAAGAACAUACACACUAUACACCAGUACAUACAAUAUACUUAUAAAUACAACCAAAUGCUCAAAUAUAUGUACAUACACACCUGUACAUGUACCUAAACAUAUACCAAUGUGCCUGCACAUACAUAGACCCAUAUAUAUGUAGGUGUACACAUACACCUAUUCACAUAUACAUACAUGUGUAUAUAUACACUUUAUACAUACAUACAUACACACACACACACACACACACACAAAUACAUACAUGUAUACGCAUACAGAUAAAUACAUGAAUACAUAUACAUACACACAAACAAAUAUACUUGUAUAUUGAUAGAAUAAACAUAUUGGAAUGCAUUUAAAAAUGUUGAUACAUAUGACAGAACAGUAAGAUAAUGCUGGGGGAGUGUUCAUCUAAAGUUUUGGUAGUGGGACAGGAAGCCCAAAUCAAUAUUUAGGCCUCUAUUCUUGCUGUUAAACAAUUUGAUCAUUCUGGCUUCAAACGUUUUUUCUUUCUUGGGUAUUUAUAAAAAAAAAAAAAAAAAAGAUUUUUAGGUCCUUCAUUGAGUGGUCAGGCUGGUUAAAGUGCUGUCUCACAGGAGUUCAGUUGAUUCUUCUUUGUGAUGUUUAAUGGAGUGUCUGUGCAUAUUCAUUCUGCCAUUUAUUUGAUGGGUGGUUUCCCCAAUGUAGCAUCCUAGGUGGCAUUUGGUGCAUUGAAUCAUAUAUACCACAUUGCUGGAUGUGCAGGAGUAUGAUCAUUUAAUGCUGUAGGUGUUAUUGUUGUGUAUGGCUGUAGAUGGGGUAAUCUGCCACUCUGAUCCUCUCAACCGGACAGUUUGCUGUCUCCCGGGUGCUCGGGUCUGGCAUGUUGCGGACAGAGUGGAGGGAUUAUUGGGAGGGGCACCCAGCUGUCAUGGUCCAUAUUGGUAUCAAUGACCAAGUCAGAGGAAAAUGGAAGGUCCUAAAGAAUGAGUCCAGGGAACUAGGAAGUACGUUAAAGAAAAGGACAUCCAAAGUAGUAUUUUCAGAAAUAUUACCUUUGCCACGCACUACAGCAGAAAGGCUGCAGGAGAUUAGAGAGGUCAAUGUGUGGCUGAAGUCUUGGUGCAGGAAAGAGGGUUUGGGGAUUUUAGAGCACUGGGGCGAUUUUGCACUUGGGUACAACGUGUAUAGUCGUGAUGGUUUGCACCUAAACGGAAGAGGGUCUGCUGUGCUGGAUUUUAAACUAGUAGUAGGGGAGAGGGUCAUGGCAAUCUAGAAAGGACACAGAAAGGAGAUGGGCUUUAGCUCAGUAUAAGAGGGGUGGAUAUGGGGGAGGGGCAAGCUCAGAACAGAGGAGGUGUGUAAUAUUGAUAAAAAUUCACAGAAAGUACAAAUGACUCAUGAUUAUAUUAAAUGUAUACUUACUAAUGCAAGGAGCCUAAAUAACAAAAUUGGGGAACUAGAGGCAAUAGCAUACACUAAACAAUAUGAUAUAAUAGGCAUAACAGAAACAUGAUGGGAUGAGACACAUGACUGGGCAGUUAACUUAAAUGGGUACACGUUAUUUAGGAAGGAUAGAAAAACAAGAAGGGUGGGGGGGUAUGUUUGUAUGUCUACCGUGAGCUAAAGUGAAAUCUUAGGCAUGUGGAGUGUAGCGAGGAAAAUGUGUAAGCUUUAUGGGUAGAUAUCUGCUUGGGAUAUGUUCUAAACCACCUAAUGUAAAUAUUGAGGAAGAACAGCAGUUAGAGCAAAUUGGGAAACCUGCAAAUCCGGGUAACACGUUAAUUAUUGGAGAUUUUAAUUUCCCAGACAUUAAUUGGCAUAGAGGGACUAGUAUUUCAGCAAGGGGAAUCUGGUUUUUGAAUGUGUUAAAUGACAUUUUCAUGUCACAACUGGUACAAGCACCAACUAGAAAGGAUGCUUGUUUGGAUCUCGUUUUAACAAUGUUGAUCUUUUGACCAACAUUUGAGUAGGGUUGCAUUUGGGAAAUAGUGAUCACAAUAUGGUAUUUUUUUAAAUAAACUAAAAAAAGCAAAAGCACGUGGGAUAUACUAAAAUGUAUAAUUUAAAAAAAGCUAAUUUCAAUAAGAUUAGGGCAGCUCUGCAACAUAUUGACUGGCAUAAACUCCUUAGUGAAAAAAAAACCUGAAGAUAAAUGAAAACUCUUCAGAGAAAUAUUAGAAAGGUACAUUUCUGAGGGGGGCGUGGCCAGCAGUGAUACUGAGCGGACGUCUUCUCACGGAACUCUGCUCAGACCCAGAGAAAAACACGGUAAAAACCACGAUGUCGUGGUGAUUUCACCCGAGAGACAGACACCCCCCAAGCAGAGAGAAUGGGGAAGAAAAAUAAGAGGAAUCAAGGUCCAGCAAAGCCUCAACAGCCUGAUAUCAGACUAGCUUUCGAGAGGCCUGUGAACUUACAGAGACCUAAGAUGGCGCCUUAGGUAUCUGAAGCCUCCCUGGAAGAUGAAGACUCAUUACCCUCUCCUUGAUCCUACACUCCGGAGUCUGAGGAGUACAAGGCUCCUGCCACAAAGGCGUCAUAAAAAGGCUCUUGGUGUAGCUGAGGCAAGUCUGGAGGGACGACCUGCAGAAAGUGCAGACAGAGGUACGACAGAAGGUCCAAAGCCUGGAAAUAAGAGAAACCUCCAGGGAUGAAAAAAUACAGACUACAGGCCGUGACAUACAAGAACUUACCUCACAGGUAAAACAAAUGAGAUGCACAGUCACCACAAUGGAGGUCAGACACAGGUGGAAAAACUUGCGCCUCAGAGGCGUCCCCGAAACGGUCGACAACACACAGCUCCUACCCUACGUUCACACCCUCAUAACAGCCAUGGGCAUUACAGACAACCCCAACAUACCUCGGAUCCCUUCGGCAUUCAGAGUGCGGAAGUCUGCAGCAGCGCCCAAAGCAGCACCCAGAGACGUCAUUGUGCUAACCCGGGACAUCUCCGUGAGAUCUGCCAUAAUGACAAGAUCCAGAGAACUGGGGACGGUAUCGAUCGAGGGCCACAGAAUAGCUAUCUACCCUGAUACACCAUUCUCCGUCCUCACGGAAAAGAGACAACUGGCACCUAUAGCCAGGAAAUUAAGAGAAGCCAAUAUUCAGUAUCAUUGCAGAAUGGAAGGGUCCCUCCUCACAGAAAUUGAGGGUGAGAGCUUACAUCAGAGGAUGACCUGGAGCUCUUCCUACAAAGGGCCAUCCUAACAGACAUGCCACAACAAGGGACCUCACCCCCCACCAAGAAUCCAGGGGACUCAGAGAGCAUCAACAAACGCUGGCACAGCGGGCUGUCCAGCAACACAGUUAAGAGGCUGACUCCACUGCCCAAAGUUGCGAAACCCAGAUUCUACAAGUAAAUGGGGACCACACAGAGACAGAAGACGUUAAAAACCCCUUUGGGACACACCAUAACCCAACGGUCCACAGGACUCUGCAACUGGCCAUCGAUCCUUAUAGUCACAAGCGACCACCAAGUUUCAACAUAGAGACAAAAGAGACUGACUAGCGCCUUGUUCCUGAUCCCUAUUGUUAUACCCAUUACUAUUGGUAUACCCAUUAUGAUGUCAAUAUGCUCACACAUGAUACUUAUCUGAAUAUAUUGGAAAAGUUGAAUAUGCUAUUCUAAACUUAAUAAAAUACAAAUUAAAAAAAAAAAAGAAAGGUACAUUUCUCAGUAUGUACCAUUGGGUAAUAAAUAUAAAAGAAGCAAAUUUUAAACAAAUGUAGCUUACAAUAGAAGUAAAACAAGAGAUUAAAAAUAAAAAAAGGGCAUUUAAAUAGGACAAAUCAGAGGCAUCCUAUAUAAGAUAUAAGGAAGCCAAUAAUACUUGCAAAAAGGCAAUUAAGGGGGCUAAACUAGAAAAUGAGAAAUUGAUAGCAAAAGAAUGCAAAACCAACCCCAUAAAAUUUACAUCAAUUCUAAAAACAAAUAAUUAAAAAUGAAAGUGUAGGUACACUGGAAACAGGGAUGGGUCUGUUAGUUAAUGAAGACCAGGAAAAAUCUGAAAUUUUAUAUAGCAAUUUUUCUUCAGUAUAUAUUAAUGAGGAUCCUAUGGCAAGAGAUAUGCAAAUGAUUGCUGCAAAAAACUUGCAGAUAACUUGUGAUUAGAUAACUCGAGACAAGGUGCUACACCAGUUAAAGAAAAUUAAUGCAACUAAAGCUCCAGGGCUUGACGGUAUUCACCCACGAGUACUUAAGGAGCAAAUUGGGGAAAAAGGUGAACCUCUGUAUUUAAUCUUUUAAGAUUCUUUUGUUUCAGGUAUUGCACCAGAGGAUUAGAUGAAGGCAGAUGUUGUUCCUAUAUAAAAAGGGUUCAAAAUCAUUGCCUGGAAAUUAUAGACCUGUGAGCUUAACUUCUGUGACUGGGAAAAUAUUUGAAGGCCUAUUAAGUAAGGAAUAAUUGAUGACAGGCCAUUGAAUAAUUGACGACAGGCCAGGGCUGGAGAGCAGGCAGAUCAUGUCUGUCACAGGGCACUCGUGUGAAACAAGCCUGAGAUGCUACUGGGCACCUUCCGCUACAGAAAGAAAGAAAUGGAGCUUGAUCCUCUCAGGAAACAAAAGUACGAACAAAAAUCAAGCCAAGGAUCACCAGGAAAAAAAAAGCCUCUGCUAACAUGCAGCCCCAUACGCUUGAUCUGCCAUUUUCGAUGUCUAACUUCACAAUCAAUGGGAAUGUGCAGUUUAAUUGGAAUAAAUAAAGUAUAUAGUCCUAUCUAUAUAAUCAAUAGAAAAUUUAACUGAAUAUACACAAAUAGAUAGUCCUACUGCACAGGUUUUCAUUACAGCCUACUGUCAAUAAUAGAAAAAUAAAAUUAACAAAUGAAUUAAAACGAAUGAAUUAAUAAAUAAAUUAAAUAUUGACGCACAUGCUUUUCUGUCUCAUUAUUGCAACCUCUCUCUGUCUUUCUAAUAACUGCACUAAUCUGCUAUCAGUGGCUCAAAUCUCCGUUACUAACUCUUAAAUUACGUUUUGGAAUUAGCAACAAAGGCAUGGGAAUUGCUACGUAAGAAAUUAGUCCUACAUACAAGAGCGUUUUAAUGAAAAAAACUAGACAAACGUCUUGAAAUACAUCAUCUGAACAAUGUUUUGAGGUGUGGUAACUGUAGUAUAAGUGGAAUAAUUGACUCCAGGCUGUUACAGUUACAGUUAUUACAGUUGACUACGCGAAGUGAUAUGGAACUGUAAUGCGGUCAAGACCUGUCUGGAACUACUUUAGCCGUGCAUCCUGAAAAUAAUGCACACCUUAGAACGUUCGUCAACCAAUCAGAUUCAAGCAUUCAACGGCCCUGUAGUAUAAGGGAUAAUAUUCAGGAAUUUAUUGGGAAGAACUUUAUUAUCACUAAUCAGCAUGGUUUUAUGAAACAUAGGUCAUGUCAAACUAACCUACUUGCAUUUUACCAAGAAGUAAGUAGAAGUAUAGAUCUGGGUAUUGCAGUGGGUGUGAUCUACUUGGAUUUUGCCAAGGCAUUUAAUACGGUUCCUCACAAUAGGUUAAUCUUCAAACUCAAAGAAAUUGGUCUGGAUGAAUAUUCUUGUUUAAUGUUAAAUUUUCAAGCUGGACAAAAGUGGUAAGUGGUGUCCCUCAGGGUUCUGUUUUGGGACCGCUUCUAUUUAACAUAUUUAUAAAUUAUCUUGAAAUAGGCAUUGAAAGCCAUGUUUUAGUGUUUGCAGAUGACACAAAACUUUGUAAAUGUGAGCUUGAUAUUGCUUUGCUGUAGAGGGAUUUAGAUAGAUUGGGGGACUGGGCACUAAAAUGGCAGAUGAAAUUUAACAUAGAGAAAUGCAGAGUUAUGCACUACGAGGUCAAGAAUGCACAAGCAACUUACACCCUAAAUGGUAGUUAGUAAUUAGGGAUAACAACACACGAGAAGGAUUUAGGAAUUGUUAUAAACAACAAAUUAGGCAGCAAUAUGCAAUGUCAAUCUGCAGUUGCUAUGGCCAGUAAGGUUUUGUCAUGUAUAAAUAGGGGCAUAAAUGCUCAAGUUGAAAAUAUAAAUUUUGCCUCUUUAUAAAUCACUGCUAAAACCACACCCUGAAUGUCCUGUACAAUUUUGGGCACCUCUCUUAAAGAAGGACUUUAUGGCACUAGAAAAAGUGCAGAGGCAGGCUACAAAAUUAAUAAAAGGAAUGGAACAUAUCAGCUAUGAAGAAAGGUUAACAAAUUUAAAUCUCUUAAGUUUAGAACAACAGUGCCUCUCGGAUGAUAUAAUUAAUAUGAUAGAAUUAUACAAAUCGAUUCAGGGCUAAUACAAACUGUCUGGAAAUCUAUUUUUAUAAACAGGGCUAUACAUAGGACCCAAGGUCACGCGUUUAGGCUGAAAGAAAGGAGAUUUAAUCUAAGGCAAAGAAAAGUUAUUUUUUACAGUAAGAGCAAUAAGGAUAUGGGAUUCUCUGCCUGAAGAGGUGGUUGUUAUCAGAGUCCAUACAGAUGUUUAAACAGCAGUUAGAUAAAUACUUGCAAAAACAUAACACAGGGAAAUAAUUUCGUAUGGGAUUUAGUGGGAUAAUAGCUGCUUGAUCCAAGGAGAUAUUUGACUGCCAUUUUGGGGUCAAGAAGGAAUUUUUUCCUAGUUUGUUGCAAAAUUGGAAGCGCUUCAGACUGGGGUUUUUUUUUUUUCCUUCUUUUGGAUCAACAGCAAAAACAUAUGUGAGGAAGGCUGAACUUGAUGGACGCAAGUCUCUUUUCAGCUAUGUAACUAUGUAACUUUUGUGCUGAGGUAUCCGUUUCACUGCAAAUAUUUUUAGUAAAUAAAAGUAACACAAUGCUUUAUUUUGCGCUCUAACUAUUUCUACUUUCUCUCGCAUUAUAUAGGACUAUAUCAUUGUUAAGAAGUGUGCCAAUCAUGCAAGCUGUAGCAGCAGUACUAGUGGGUCAGAAGUAUCCUCUACUAUGCAAAGCUCUUUCAUGGGUUCCACUUUUCUCCGUGGUACAAGAGAAGGACAACAAUCUUAAAAUUAUUGAAAUCACUAACACGAUCAUUCACCUGUUGACUGGAGAGGUGAGCGAUGAUUGAACAAUAUUGCAUUACAAAAUAAAGGGAAGUUGUAAUGCACUAACAAUGUUGACAGUAAGCCAUGUUGUUUGAAAAUCCAAAAUGCCCCAAUUUUUUAACACGUCACUUCAAGCACAACUGUACAUCAUUGCAGAGGUUAUAACAUACAGAGUGCGGCACCUACUUUAUCUUCAUAGUGGGGCUGUAAAAAUCACGGCAGCUGUAGUCAGCCCGCUGGUCCUAAGAAAGGAGUUCCUAUUCUAUAAUACUACAAAUGAUACCGCACUCAACGUAAAGAAAAUAUAAAGAUUUAUUUAGCAGAACAUUGCCAUAUACCUAUAUAUAGCUCUCAUACCUAUCUAUUCUGAGAGUGAAGAUAAAGUGACAAAAGCAGAACAUUUUUUUUCUUAAGUGUUUAAUAUGUGCAUAAAGUGAUAAUAUUGGUAUAGUACACUAUCUACUUUCUUAUGUAUAUAUAUAAGCAAGAUCAUACACAAAACCAUGAAUAAGUACUCAAAUGGAAAGUGCAUCCGAUAAGAAAUAAUUCCUGCAGGAAUCUCAUUUGAUGUAGGAAAUAGUUCAAUAUUUGCAUUGUGCAUAGUUCAUUUCAUCAGAAAAACAUUUAAUUGGAAAAUUGAUUGCAACCAUAAUCAUACUUGAUGUAGCAUAUCUUUCGCUGGUUGCACUGUACAAUGAGGUAGAAAAAUUCAUGAAGCAAAUAAUGGGGAAGAACAAAUAAUUCUCCUAAUAUAGAAAAAAAUAUAUACAUGCGUACAGAGCUAUGUGCACAAAAAAAAAAAAAAAAAAAAAAAAAAAAAAGGAAAACUAUAAUAAAAAGUAAAAAAACAUGAUUUUUUUAUUUUUAAAGUGUAAAACAGUCCGUAUGUAUAUAUAACAUUAUCCUGCCAGGAAUAUAGAUUCGAUCUCACCCAUGUUUUACAGCCUCUUUAACUCCAGGGUAUAUACAAAUUUGCAGAUGAGUGUGAGAUCCAAUGUAAGGUUGCAAGUAACUGGGUUCCACUUGAAUGAGACAGCUAAGAUACAGGAUUCAGAUGAACGUGAUAGGUAAGAUCCAAGGUUCCUGGGCUGCGUGCUCGGGAUACCACGUCCCUUCGAUGGCCCCGGUUAAAAGAAAGUAGUAGACAUCCUUAAAUAGGCUGACUUUGCCGCCAAAAUGUGCAUCUGGACGUUCCUCUCACGUUCCUCUAUACAUUGCUAUGUCAAUUUCAACUUUUUAGUGUGCUUGUGACACACACAGGUAAGGAGAGUCGUGCUGCAGCCAUAUGCACGUUCCUUUCCAGGUCAUAUGAGCCCCGCUUGGUGAUUUAUUUUACGUUUAUGGGAAAAGAUUGUGGCCCUCCCUGCUAGCAUAUAUUGGUCUUUGCAUUGAUGGCUAGAUCACUAUAGUCUUUCUUCUGGCCCCUCUUGAAACAGAUGACCAUUUCCUAUGAUGCACCUGGCAAGAGGGUGUUUCCAAACAAAGCUAAUGGUCGCUAGUAGAAUCUGGAUUCGCCAUCAACGUUUUGGCCUUUCUAGCAGAUUGAUGAGCCCUGUGACAUUGUCCAAGCCUUCUUUGGCACAAUAACGUGAUGAUUCAUUUAGUUUGUAACCCUCAAUCGUCAAGUUGUACAAGGAGUCAGAAUCCUCAGGAUAUGGUUGCUUUAAUCAUCUCAGCCAAGUCAUGUCAAGCAGCCUAUAUACAUUUCAGAUUUAUUAAGCAGACACAUGAUAUGGCCUAAUUAAUGGAAUCUUUAUUCAGAUGUCUUUCUGAACUAAAUAAUAAUUGAGAUCAUAUUAGUGUCUUUAGAAUUCGUCACAAAGUCAGAUUUAUUUUUCCUAAGACUGUUAUGCCAUAGCUCAGAUUGGAACAUAGUAGGCCUGCAUUAAUCAAGACAUAAAUAUCAUCAGGGCUUAACACUGAGCAAAAGCAUCAAUCAAACGUUAAUCAGACAGACGUAAUGUGAUAGAUCUAAUGGACUUCAGUCAACAUGUACAUGUAAAAAAAAAGUUCAUUUAAUUGUUUUAAUAUUAACAAGUGCUCUUAAUAAUAACUUAUCUGGCCAUGCCAAACAUAGUGUACUUACAAAUAUAGGUAUUGGAUUCUGUCCUAUAUGCAGAUAUUUGUUUUCCACCAAGCUACCAUACAUACCACCAACUUGGACGAGUGGACUUGACAACUCAUGAUAGGGACAUACAUGUAGAGAAAUUUUAAAUUAUGCACUUCGACAUAAAGAAUACCAAGGCAAAUUACAUCCUAAAUGGUAGUAGAUUAGGGAUAACACACUAGAAUGAUUUGGGAAUUUUAUAGGCAACAAUAGGCAAUUGUCAUGUAUAAAAAGGGCAAUAAUUCUUGGGAUGAAAAUAUAAUUUUAUAAAUCACUUUAAAUAUCCUGUGCGAUUUUGGGCACCUCUUUAAAGAAGGAUUUUCUGGUACUAGAAAAAUUGCAGAUGCAGGCUACCAAAUUAAUAAAAAAAAAAAAAUGAAACAGUUUAGUUAUGAAGAAAGGUUAACAAAUUUAAAUCUCUUAAGUUUAGAACAACAGUGCCUCUAGAAGAUAUGACAAAUAGAAUCAGGGCCUGUAACGGAUCGACGGGCACCCCGACUGGGUACCUCCGUUGAAGGAUGCUCCUAGCGCUUCCUGAGGUCUCCAAGCACUCCAGCCGACACCAUAACCACCGUAGACUCUUUCAGAGAGCACGACAGGAACAAGCUCUUAAAAGAGCUUAGGAGUGAUUAUAGCAAGGGAAUAUGCAGAGCAUAGCAAUACCCUGUAGCAGAUUCCCCCAAUAAGAGACGGCACUCCAAAUUGAGGGUGAAGUAGAACUGAACUUUUAUUCAAACACUCUGCUUUUAUGCCCAUUCUACAAACAUAGUACCUCCCACAGGGUUUUGAAGUACAACCAAUCAAUACAUACAAUACACUCAAACACUCCCACACAAAAUCCUCCCCUCUGCCUGUUAUAUAAUUACUGAACACAAUGGGCUAACGUAAUUAUCACAGGCAGGAAAAUACACAGUUUUCUCCAAAAGUAUACAUCACAUUACAUUUUCAGAAUCGGCAUACUCCAAAUACAAACAUACUCAAAAAUCAGACAAUUCCUUCCAUUGGUUUAAAAGUUAGGUCGAAGUCCUUUGUGACCACUGACGCAUGGCUUUCCAGCCAAAACCAGUUCCACAGAGUCCUCUAUCCUGGAGAUAAUUGGCUUAAUUGGGUGUGGUAAGCCAACUAUCUCCAGGUACAGAAAAUGUCUCUAUUCACAACAACAGCAAAAAUACAUAAUUCCUAUCAUACUGAACAGAACUCCCACAUUCAUGCCCAGAUGGCUUGGAUCUGAGUGCUCAAUAUAUCCAAACAGCGCUCAGAUCCCACAAACACAGUCAAAUCGCCAUGGGGUUUAAGUCUAGCAUUGGCUGAUGAGAGGGUCCAUAGUCACAGGGUAGGAGGCUGGCAAACAGUCGUCUCCAAUGCCCAGUGGCGAGGCUGGUUCUGCCACAGGGCCAAUACAAACUAUUGUCUGGAAAUCUAUUCAUAAACAGGACUAUACAUAGGACACAAGGUCACACAUUUAGACUGGAAAAAAAAAGAGAUUUAGUUUAAGGCAAAGGAAAGGUUUUUUUUUUGUUUUUUGUUUUUUUUACAGUAAGAACAAUAAGGAUGUGGAAUUCUCAGCCUCGGGUAGUUUUAUCAGAGUCUAUACAGAUGUUUAAACAGAAAAUAGAUGAAUACUUGCAAAAACAUAACAUUCAAGGAUAUAAUUUUUAAUUUGUGGGGUAAAAUUUCCUUGAUCCAAUGAGAGAUCUGAUUGCUAUUCUGUGGUCAAGAAGAAAUGUUUUCCUAAAGUGGGUUUUUUGCAAUUCUUUUGGCUCAGCAGCAACAACAGAUGUUUGAAAUGCUGAACUUCAUGGAUGCAUGUUUCUAUGUAACAUCUUCAGCUUCAUCCCUGGAAAAUGCCACUUCUAAGUUAAUACCAAAUUUAAGUAAAGUUUGGGAAAAUCAACCCUCUGUCUGCUUGAACAUUGAACAUUAAAAAACAUAAUUUGACAGCUUGCUUUUAAAUUACAAGUGAAGCCAUAUGCAAUGCAAUAUGUACAAAUGUAAUAUCGAAGUGCAUUCCUGCUUAAAGACAUUGCAUUAAUCCAUGUAUUAAGCAUGCAUUUAACAUUGAUACCUUGACUUAUAAACCUUUACCAGGUGGGGAUUAAAAUGUGUUCUUGGAUCAGCAUCCAUUUAGAUACUUAUGUCAUUCCAGACUGUUGUACCAGACACUAUAACAUCAGCAGAACAUAUGAGAAAGGUUCAGGCGCUCUUUGUGUGGGAGCCUGUGGUUUUCCACAAGAUGCUCAAACAGUAUCUUUUUCCUGUCCUUUCACUACCCUUAAGAGGUAAUUUUAUACAGAGUUUGAGAAAAAAAAUAUAUAUUUUGUUUGCAUCUUAAAGGGACAUAUAUUACUUGACAAUUAUUAUUUUUUUUUUUAAAUUAGCAAGGAAACACUUCUAAACAAAUAUACAAAGCAAGAAAACCGCUGAAACGUAUGUAAUAAACAUUCAUAAACUUGGUCAGCUUGCAUUACUGGGAACGCCUCACAGCUAGUGCAGUUCCUUCAGCUGACCCUCCCGCUUACCCAUCCGUCUCAAUAUCAGACCAGUCCACUAAUGAUAGAUAUAGGGCAUCAGCAGGAGAGAUAAACCAGAUACUGGAGCCUGCUCUGCAUGAAUCACACUGAUCAUACGCCCUUUCCUCUCAUAAUAAGGUUAAAGGACCACUAUAGGCACCCAGACCACUUCAGCUUAAUGAAGUGGUCUGGGUGCCAGGUCCAUCUAGGAUUAACCCUUUCUGCUGUAAACACAGCACUUUCAGAGAAACUGCUAUGUUUACUUUAGGGUUAAUCCAGCCUCUAGUGGCUGUCUCAUAGACAGCCGUUAGAGGCACUUCUGCGCUUCUCACUGUGAUUUUUCACAGUGAGAAGACGCUAGCGUCUAUAGGAAAGCAUUGAUAAUGCUCUCCUAUGGACUGGCUGAAUGCGCGCGCUGCUCUUGCUGCGCAUUCAGCCGAUGACGGCGAAAAGGAGGAGGAGAGUUCCCUGCGCCGAGGGAGCCUGGCGGGGGAAAACAGGAAAGAUUUAACCCCUUCCACCCCCUAGAGCCCGGCGGGAGGGGGACCCUGAGGGUGGGGGGGACCUAGAGACCCUAUAGUGCCAGGAAAAAGAGUAUGUUUUCCUGGCAUUAUAAUGGUCCUUUAACCCCUUAAGGACCAAACUUCUGGAAUAAAAGGGAAUCAUAACAUGUCACACAUGUCAUGUGUCCUUAAAGGACCACUAUAGUGCCAGGAAAACAUACUCGUUUUCCUGGCACUAUAGUGCCCUGAGGGUGCCCCCACCCUCAGGGACCCCUCCCACCUGGCUCUGGAAAGAGGAAAGGGGUUAAAUCUUACCUUUUUCCAGCGCUGGGCGGGGAGCUCUCCUCCUCCGAUCCUCCUCUUCUCCUCCCCGUCGGCUGAAUGCGCAAGCGCAGCAAGAGCUGCGCGCGCAUUCAGCCGGUCACAUAGGAAAGCAUUCAUAAUGCUUUCCUAAGGACGCUGGCGUGCUCUUUCUCUGAAACUGCUAUGUUUAUGAAAAAAUGGGUUAAGCCUAGCUGGACCUGGCACCCAGACCACUUCAUUAAGCUGAAGUGGUCUGGGUGCCUAGAGUGGUCCUUUAAGGGGUUAAGGUAUCUUCCAACUGCACAUGUGGAAAUCCUUUCCAGCAUUCAUAGGGAUAGGUCCCCCUUGAGUUGGUGUAGAAUGCAUAAGAAAAAAGCAGCAGGUAACUAUGAAAAAAAUCAUAUUUACCUGAUUUUAUUUUUCAGCCUGUUAAGUGAGUCAACUAAAGAUUUUGAAUGAGGCGGCCAUCUCAGAGUGAUGUAUGUGGUGACAUGCUGGUUUUAUCUAUUACUCCACUUAUUCUAUCAUUUAUUUGUUAUUACUAUAUGCCUCAAUCAUAAUCUAUCAUUUCAUAUUUAUUUACAGCUGCUUAUGAACUUUUAACAGUGUUGACACACUUUUUCAUUGUUUUCGAACACUUUAUACCUUAAGUUAAGCAGUCACGCUUAAAGAAUAAGAUUUAUUACAACCUAAUUCCCUUUAACUAGCAGAACAGCCAAUACGAUUCGAUAUGACAGCUGACAACAGUUCUCAGCAAAUCAGCGAAUAACUAGAAAGUGAAAACGAACACUACAUAUAUAAAAAAAUAGCAUAGGAGUUUGGGGGAUUAUAGUGCCCACUAUGCACAUAAUGCAAGGUUAUAGGAUUAGCCACUGAUAACUUUCAUACUGUGAUGUAAUUGCAAAGUUAUCAUGUUGUGUUAACCCUGCAAUCUCAGCAUAUUGAUCUCAAGAUCUUGUGAUUAAUGACAAACGUAAAAGAAACACUAGAAACCCCUAAACCUCUUCAGCUUGCUAAGUAAUUUAGGUUACAAAUGCAUUUCCCCCUUGUUUUAUUUUUCAAAGUGCCAAUUUCAAAAGACACCAGCACUUUUGUAAGUCCCUUUGGUAACACCUCCUAGUUGUCAACCAGACAGAAACAGAAGUAAGAGCUUCUUGUAUAGAAGUGUUGAUUUUAUUGGUUUUCUUUGAGCAGAUCUUGGUUAUUGCCGUGCCUGCUCCCUAUACUUCUCUACGAUGCUUGUGUUGAUCUCAAUGGAGGGGGGUGGAGUGGAGCUGAAGUGAAAAGACAACAAACUCAACACUGCAUUAAAUGUAAAUUACUUGGGUUUGGUGGGGGUUUUUUGUUUGUUUUUCUGAAGACACAUUUGGAGGGGCCUUAAGUCUCAAAUAGAAAUGGGAAACAUCAAACCUUAAAAAUAAAUGUAUUUAUCGGAUUUAAAGUUCAUAAUGGUUAUUCACUGAUAAUAUUGUCAGAAACCAGAUGAAGGCAAAUUUGGAUUGUAAUCAUGUAGAAAGCAAGCAAACAUGCAACACCAAGCAAAGUUCAGAAACCAUUAUCAAAUGAAACCAAACAGUUGUUUGUGAUUGAGACCCACGUUUUUUAAGUUUACGGAGGCUAUGUAUUUUUCCCUCUGUCGAUGAUUGCUUUGUAUGAUAAAACAAAUUGGAAGAGAAUGGUUCCAGACCCUGUUUUACAAUGUUGUUUUCUUUUUCUCCAUGGAGGAGGAGCAACAUUUAGAAGAUUACAGAGAUCAUUCUGAAGAAAUAACAAUGGCAAAUCUUCAGCCUCUCAGCUCACUAGGCAAGUGAAGUUUCUAAUUACUCGUCAUGUGUAAAGCAGAUAUUCCCACUUUGAUAAAUCUUUCAUUAGUAAAAUUUUUAUCAAUGAGGAAAACAACAAAUUUAGUUUGGUAAUUAAAGGGUUACUCAAAACACCAUAACUACAGCAGUUUCUGUAGUAGUAAUGGUGCCAAGAGUCCACUGACACCAUCCCCUGGUAAGGACUCAAACAGCUUCUGUUUGUUUUCACACCUGGAUCUCCUGGGUCCCCCGGUCCUCUGGGUCUUUAUAAUGUCAACGUUAUCAUUCCACAUUGGCUAUAAUCAUUUUUGAGCAACUUUGCACUUCAUUUAUUGGCGGAGGAUCAGAGAGCAGUAAGAGUCUCUGCUCCUUUUACAAUUUUGCUGAACUGACCACAAGGUGAUGCUGACAGUUCUGUAUGUGAACACCUACAUCUCAUUACACAAAGCAGUAUAACUGGGCAGGACUGCAAACACAUAGUCCAAGUAUAAGGUUAGGGACAGAUAUAGAUUAGACCCAAGGCAACUUUCCAGAAUAAACUGUCUUGAUAAUGCAAUAGGGACAUCUCUAAUUCGAGUAUUAUUUUUGAGGCUACGUUUUUGCAGAAUUAGUUAAGUUCUAUAUGACAAAGCUGUUGUAGAAUGAGUCAGUGGGCUAAUUUUAAAAUUGAAGAAUGGGUGUCCGCUAAAAGUAUACACAUGAUUUGGGUCCCUGUCAAAAUAAAGUGGCAUGGUAGUAUAUAUUUUAUUGAAAAUAGAAAUGUAUUUCUGUUUGGGGAUAAUAUGCAUAGGGGGGACAGGUUAUUUGUUUCAGUGUCAUUUGGGAUUGUGUCAUUUUUUUUCUAUCUGAUAUACCGAUACUGGAUUAUUGCUACACACUUUUAGAUAAUAUGAACUAAUACUAUUGACGUGAAUGCAAUGUUUUCCAUAACUGAAAAUUUUACUCUCUUUUAAAUAGAUUGUGCAAGCAAAGAAUGUGGGAAAAAAAUAAAGAAUGGAGCCAAAGACAAGAUAUCAAAUAAGCGAAACAGAAAACGUAGGUCUGAGCGAAAUUUGGGAAAAGAAUCUUCCUUGCAUGAUGAAGUUGAAGGAAGUCCAAGUUACUUAUCUGCAGAAAAUGCAGAAGAUGAUUAUAUUGCAAUUAUUAUUAAGGAGGAAUCCAGUUCAUGUGAUGAAGACAAUAUUACAGACCACGGCCUUUCUACACCUGCAGAACAGGAAAAGUAUGUAUCUGUUUGUGUUAAAGAGGAAUCCUCAACUGAAAAAGGCAAGCUCAUAAACUCUGACACAUCCAUGAAUCUUACGCAAGCAGACAAUACAUUUGUUCACAUUAAGGAAGAAUCGGUAUCGUGCGAAGAAGGAAAUUCCACUGAUUCUGACAUGCUUGUACCUUCAUUAUUUACACUUACACAAUCCAAUAAAAAUUUCAAAUACACACAGAAAACUCCUAAUGUGUCCAUAGAAAAAUGUUCAAAAUGUGGAGCAAAUUUCAAAAAGAAAUCCGAUUUUAUCUCUCCUGAAUCAACACACACCAAGGAAAAGCUAUAUAACAACUCAGAGUGCCAGACAUGUAACUUGGAUCGUAUUAAAAAGGCAGUUCACAAUAGAAAGAAGCUAGCUUGCUCGUUAUGCGGGAAAGAAUUUUCAUAUAAGUCACAGCUUGCUACACAUCAAAGGAAUCAUACAGGAGAGAAACCGUUCUCAUGUCCUGAAUGUGGAAAAUCUUUUACUUGGAAUUCACAUCUUGCAGCACAUGUAAGAAUUCAUACUGGAGAGAAACCUUUUGCAUGCUCGUUGUGUGAGAGAAGUUUUACUAAUAGUGCAAGUCUUGUUGCACAUCAAAGGUCUCAUACGGGAGAGAAGCCAUUCUCCUGUUCAAUAUGUGGGAAAUGUUUUACAAAUAGCACUUAUCUUGUUACUCACCAGAGGAUUCACACUGGAGAGAAGCCAUUUUCAUGUUCUGAAUGUGGGAAAUGUUUUACCGACAAAUCUAGCUUUAUUAGACACUUGAGAAUUCAUAUAGGUGUGAAACCAUUUUCAUGUUCUACAUGUGGGAAGUGUUUCAUUGAGAAAGGGAGUCUUCUUAGGCACCAAAGUAUCCAUUCAAAAAAGAAACAAUAAGUUAUUUAUGGUAAAAUCCACAACUGAUUUUGAAUGUUUGAACUGAUAUUUAUAUAAUAUAUGAGUGAUAUAUUUCAUUUGUUUUCUCUAAGGACCUUUGCCCCCUAUUUAUUCAUUUUUCAGUUUAUAUUUUCCUGUUUAUUUUUAAUAAGCACCAUAAGCGGUCUUGCAUAUGCUGUUUGAGGCCUAGCUAAGGUUUUGGGAGGAGUAUAAUUAUGAACUUAUUUCUUGUGCAUUUCAGUAAGGGGGUUUACCCCAAUUCCCAAUAUCCUUUCUAGUUUGCUUCUUUUUUUUAAUGUUGCAUACGGUUUUGGAGUAAUAUUUAUAUAAUAGGUCAAUACCUCUCAAAAUGCUAUGUAAUCAAAUCAAGCAAUUCGGAAAGAAAACUUCUAAUUUUGUGGUAUUUUUAUUUGUUUGUCAUCUGAACAAUAUCUAGAUUAGAUGGUGAAAAUAAACCAAGCAGUGAUUUGUGUUAUACCGACACGAAUGUGUGUUAAAUGCACACACAUGUCAAUCUUCACCAAAAGAAUGAAAAUUGUCUCCCUUCCCCUUGAGCUGAAACAUAUCUGUGUUAGCUGUGAGGAUGGAGGGGAUUCGAAGUGGUCUAGUAUGCAGGGAUGUCCUUGGUAUAGGAAGGAAGAGAAAAGUCAUGCACUACCAUGUCCAGCCUCCUUUAUGCUCUCACUUCAAUUUUUACAGUUCAAAGCCAGCCUGAAACUUGGGGAGGUGUAUACUGGAGUGAUUACAUUACAAAACCCUACACACCGUGCAGUUAGUAGUAAAUUCUUUGAAGUGAAUGAACGGCUGGCUGCUUGGCAUCACUGUAAAAUGUUGGAGAGGCAGAGGGAGCUCAGAAGUGGAGAGAAAUCACUGUGCUAGGCAACAUGGCCUCCCACCCCAUUCACCUUGCUACUCUAGGCUCAGGCUUAGUCAUUCUAUUUGAUAAUACGAUCAUUCAGACCAGUCUACCUCCACAUUCAUCUAAGACUUUUCUGUUUUGUUAGAGUUGUCAUUAAUGGUAAAUUUUCAAGCUGGACAGAGUUGGUAAAUGGUGUCUCUCAGGGUUUUGUUUUGGGACUCCUUCUAUCGAACAUGUUAUAAAUGAUCUUGAAAAAAGCAUUAAAAGUCAUGUUACAGUGUUUGCAGAUGACACAAAAUUUUGUAAACUAAUACAAUGUGAGCAAGAUAUUACUUUGCUGCAGAGGGAGUUAGGCUGGAGGACUGGGCACUCAAAUGGCAGAUGAAAUUUAAUGUAGAAAAAUGCAAAGUUAUGCACUUUGGGGUAAAUAAUGCACAAGCAACUUGUACUUUAAAUGGAAGUGAAUUAGGGAUAACAACAAACGAGAAGUAUUUGGGAAUUGUUAUAGACAACAAACUAGGCAACAAUGUGCAAUGUCAAUCAGCAGUGGCUAAGGCCAGUAAGGUAAUGUCAUGGAUAAAAAGGGCAUUAAUUCCCGGGAUGGGAAUAUCAUUUUGCCUCUUUUAUAAAUCACUGGUAAGAUCACACCUUGAAUAUGCUGUGAAAUUUUGGGCCCCUGUUCUAAAGAAGGAUAUUAUGGUACUAGAAAAAGGGCAUAGGCGGACUACAAAAUUAAUAAAAUGAAGAAAGGUUAACAAAUUUAAACCUCUUUAGUUUAGAAAAAAUGUCACCUCAGAGGGGAUAUGUUACCAUUAUCCAAAUAUAUCCGGGGCCAAUACAAAUGGUUGUGUGGAAAUCUAUUUACAAACAGGACUAUACAUAGGACACGAGGUCGUGUUUAGACUAGAAGAAAGUAGAUUUAGUCUAAGGCAAAGGAAAGUUGUUGUUUUUUUACCAUAAGAACAAUAAGGAUGUGGAGUUCUCUGCCUGAAGAAGUGGUUUUAUCAUAGUCUGUACAGAUGUUUAAACAGCUACUAGGUGCAUAUUUGCAAAAAACUUAAUAUUCAAUUAUAUAAUUUUUCACCUGUAGGGUAAUAGCUUAUUGAUCCAAGGAUCAAUCUGACUGCCAUUAUGGUGUCAAGAAGGAAUUUUUUUCCCAGUUUGUUGCAAAAUUGGAAGUGCUUCAAACUAGUGUUUUUUGCCUUCUUUUGGAUCAACAGCAAAAACAUACACGAGAAAGGCUGUCUCUUUUCAGUCUAUGUAACUAUGUUUUAUAAAGAGAAUUACUCACUUCUCCUCAGCCUUUCCUUAAUCAGUGAUGUGGAAUUCUUAUCCCCUGAUGCCCAGGAUAUGUAGUUUUGGUCACAAGGCAGGCAGUUUGCCUUUUUUUUUUUUCUUCUUUAGCCCUGCCACAUGCAAGCAUUAGGGGAGUUGGGGCAUGUUCUUACAUUUUGUGUCACUUUACCCCACUCCCUUCUAGCAUGUAAGCUCACUGAGCAGGGCCCUCAACCCCACUGUUCCAACUUUUCUGGUUACAAUUACAUGGUUGUUGGUCUACCCACUGUAAAGCGCUGUAGAAUUUUUGGCACUAUGAUAAUAAUGUAGCAUGUGGCUUGCAUCUCCAGUAGUAGUCCUAACACAGCCAUCAGUAUUACCAGCCUGACUCACUGAGUGCCAGGACUGUAGAAGUGUUAACUGUGGUCUGCAGUGGCCAGAAGUGCAAACCAUUCACUCCCUCACUGGGCCACCAGGAAGUUUUAACCUUCUGGAUAACCAGGAAGCAUAGCUAAUCGUCCCUGCAAAAAGGUAAGUGUUCGAUAGAACAUGUUGGAUAGAAGGGAUCCAAUAACCAAGUAGGUCACCACAGCUUUAUAUCCAUCUGUUAAUACCCUGACCGAAAGAAGGUUUCAGAUUAGUCUUUUCUGCAAUUAUCAAAAUAGUUUCCUCCAGCAACAACCAAGUGCAAAGAAUACACAAACUAUCAUAGCUUAAAAUUGUACAAUAUAACUGAAACUGUUCUUAAUAAUGGAUGUGUAUGUAUUAUAAGGGAUUCUUCACCAGAACUCGUUAAAAUUACAUUAAUAACUUUAGAAGUAGUUAUGAUAAUUCAUCAAUAAGUAAAAUGUACAAAAAGAAUGUAUGCAUGUUUUGCUGAGUUCAGCCAAAGGAAAACCAUAUUUCUUACUCCCAUUCAAGUUUCAGAAAAAUGACAACUGCAGGGGAAUUUCAGAAAAAACACUGUCCAAGAACGCACCAUAAACAGCUUCCCUACACCCCACUAGCAAGGGCAUCCCUAGCAAUCUGGCACGAG